CAGUUACUGAAGUUUUUUUAUCUUGUUAUUUAAAUUUAUAACCAAAUUACACUAUUUUGCCAUGACUUUGGAUAAAAAGAGAGUUAUAUCCGUUAGUAACUAUGUAUUUACUGGAAAUGUACUAGGAAAAGGGAAUUUUGCUCGAGUAGAAGAAGCUGUUCAUACCAAACUUAAUGUAAAGGUAGCUAUUAAAAUUAUAGACAUUAAUAACAUUAAAGAAGAUUAUGUUCUAAAAAACCUUUAUCGGGAAGCAAAAAUAAUAGCCAAAUUAAAUCAUCCGUGUAUAGUUAGUGUUUUUGAAACAAUGCAGAGAUCCGAUAAUGUGUAUUAUUUAGUUACUGAAUUGGCAAAUGGUGGAGAUUUGUGCGCGUUCGUUAAGAAGCAACCAAAUGGAAAACUUGGAGAAAAACAAACAAAAGCAUAUGCAAGGCAAUUUUCAUCAGCUCUGAGUCACAUGCAUAACCAAAAGGUAGUUCACCGAGAUUUGAAAAUGGAGAAUGUGAUGUUGAAUAGUUUACAGACACAAAUUAAGAUCGUUGAUUUUGGCUUAAGUAACUUCUGGAAUAUUGAUAAUCCUCUUAGAACACAUUGCGGAUCUCCAGAAUACGCUGCACCGGAGUUGUUUGUUACUGGUAAGAGAUAUGGGACAGAAGUAGAUCUAUGGAGCUUUGGAAUUAUACUCUAUGGCAUGCUAGUAGGUCAGCUACCUUUCGUUACCUGUCGAUCUACACAACUUUCUUCACAAGAAAAACGAAAGCAAUUGAUUACUCAAAUUAACAAAGGUUUAAAUAGUGCUCACCGCAAAUCAUUAUCUACAUUUAGUACUGACUUUAGAAGUUUAAUAAGUCAGUUAUUGGUGGCAGAUUUUUCUAAAAGAAUGACAACAAAAGAAUUAAUCGUUCAUUCUUGGAUCACAGAUAAAGGUACAAAGAUUAUUUGCUCUAAUCCAAUACAAGAACUAGAUACAUACGAAAAGAGUAAGAUUUUGGGUAAAAUUAGCACUGCUCUACAACUACAACCAAAAGUUGUCAGCAGAGCCAUUUCUCAUGAAAUGCUUGGAAAGAUAGGUGGUAUGUACAAUAUUCUUAAACGGCAUUGUCAAUUAAGACGUCUUCAAGGUGAUGGUACGUCAAAAACAAUACAAUCUUUAACUAUACUGGAACUAACACACUUAGCUAGGACAUUAGAAAAAGAUAAAGCUGCUUUUAGUAACAAGAAUACAAUCCUGAACUUCAUUAAAAAGCCACAAUCUGCUCAACCCCAAAUAAUAAAAGCGGAAUGUGUACCUAAAAUUUCAGUUGGUGACGGAGAACGUAUUAAACCAACUUCAAGCUGUACAUCUAAGUCACCCGAGCAGAUAAAAUCUACUACAGAAAAGAAAAUACAAACGAAGAUACGGCCCAAUACAGUGCAAGAAAUGAUAAAUCCGAGAAGAAUAAAUACAUCUGUUGAUGAUAAUACCAGAACUCUCCAUCAAAGAAGUGCUCCAAUUGAUUACAGAAGUAUUCAAUGUCCUAGCUUAAGAAGAAAAGUUUAUUCAGCAACCAUCACAAACAGGAUUUAUUCCCAAAUUAAAAAUCCUGAUACAAAUUCAAUUCCAUCUGCUAAACUAUACGAAAAGAAAGAUAGUUCUUUGACAUCAGCAAAAGCAGAACACAAUUUUGAUUCCGCUUUAAAAAAUUGUAUCCAAAAGGAUUCAGUAGUUAGAGAAAAAAUUAAAAAACAUCUGCCGUUUUUAUUGGACAGAACUAAAGACAACAAAUCAAAAGAUGGUUCGCAUUCUCCAAAGUCUAAAGAUAAAAAACUAUAUUCAAAAAUGGAAACCAAAAGAAAUGAUGAUUUAAAAACUGUCAAAAAGCAGCUAAUAAAUAUUAUUAAACCUUCUACAGCUAAAAAAACUCAAAUGGUUACUACUUGUUUAAGUAGAGAGACAUGUUUACGGCCCGACUCGAGUCCCGCAAACAUACGUUCCAAAUCACAACAGACCUCAAAACGACGUCCAGUUUCCAGGCCUCUGCAUCAAAUCCUCGAAAAAUCACUUCAAAAUAAUGCAAUUUUAUCUAAAACAGUGGAUUUGAAGCAAACUAAAAAUCAACAGUAUUCAAAAAGUGCCAGUUCAGCUUCUAAAGAACGAAAUAAUUUAAGUAAAAUAAUAAAAGAUUUCAAUGAUCCAAAUAUGGCAAGUACAGCCCAUGGUGAUUACGAUAUUCGAGCAACCUCUUCAGGACAUCGUAGAAAGUUACCCAUUUAUGAUCCAAUAGCGAGGUCCAUAGCUGAUUAUGUUUCAAAUAAUGUUUCAGGUAGGAUGUACCAGUAUCCUUGGGUUAAAAAAUAAACUAUUGUAUUCUGUUGAUGUAAGAUUUAUUUUAAAAUACGGGAACACUAAAUAAAAUGGUAUAUAAAA
This is a messenger RNA of Diabrotica virgifera virgifera (western corn rootworm), 2404 nucleotides long. Its product is annotated as NUAK family SNF1-like kinase 2. Gene Ontology annotation, molecular function: ATP binding; protein serine/threonine kinase activity. The coding region runs from base 62 to 2335 and encodes 757 amino acids. Gene Ontology annotation, cellular component: cytoplasm. NCBI's taxonomy places the organism in Eukaryota, Metazoa, Arthropoda, Insecta, Coleoptera, Chrysomelidae. The transcript has a single exon. The record is from RefSeq and is a predicted model, not a curated record. Gene Ontology annotation, biological process: intracellular signal transduction; protein phosphorylation.